Messenger RNA from Cotesia glomerata, 393 nucleotides. RefSeq names its product ubiquitin-like protein 5 (gene ubl). Gene Ontology annotation, biological process: mRNA splicing, via spliceosome; protein modification process. The transcript has 2 exons. NCBI's taxonomy places the organism in Eukaryota, Metazoa, Arthropoda, Insecta, Hymenoptera, Braconidae. Gene Ontology annotation, cellular component: cytoplasm; nucleus. Gene Ontology annotation, molecular function: protein binding; protein tag activity. Bases 96 to 317 code for a protein of 73 amino acids. The record is from RefSeq and is a predicted model, not a curated record.
AUUUUACCACGCAUGCGCAAAAAAAAAUUACAACUAACCUAACCUCAAAAAACAGCAUCAAAGAAAUCACAAGUGCAAAACAUAUUGAGAUAAAAAUGUUGGAGAUCACAUGCAACGACCGUCUCGGAAAAAAAGUACGAGUAAAGUGUAACCCAGAUGACACAAUUGGGGACCUGAAAAAAUUGAUCUCCGCGCAAACUGGCACCAACUGGGAGAAGAUAGUUUUAAAAAAAUGGUACACUAUCUACAAGGACCAUAUAAAGCUCCAGGACUACGAGAUUCAUGACGGGAUGAACCUGGAGCUUUAUUAUCAAUAAUAAUAAUAAUAAUAAAAAUAUUUUCAAAACAUAAAUUUAUUAACGGACAUAAAAUAUAUUAAUCUUUAAGUUAAAA